Arvicanthis niloticus (Nile rat) is the source of this 1922-nucleotide messenger RNA. RefSeq names its product antiviral innate immune response receptor RIG-I-like. Lineage: Eukaryota; Metazoa; Chordata; Mammalia; Rodentia; Muridae. Gene Ontology annotation, molecular function: zinc ion binding; single-stranded RNA binding; double-stranded RNA binding. Gene Ontology annotation, cellular component: cytoplasm. Gene Ontology annotation, biological process: antiviral innate immune response; cytoplasmic pattern recognition receptor signaling pathway. The record is from RefSeq and is a predicted model, not a curated record.
CUAAGAGACCUCUACUUGAUCUUACAAGAAGAGUACCACUUAAAGCCAGAGACGAAGACCAUCCUCUUCGUGAAGACCAGAGCACUUGUGGAUGCUCUGAAGAAAUGGAUUGAAGAAAACCCUGCACUGAGCUUUCUAAAGCCUGGCAUACUGACUGGACGUGGCAGAACAAACCAGGCAGCAGGAAUGACGCUCCCAGCACAGAAGUGUGUGCUGGAGGCAUUUAGAGCCAGUGGAGAUAACAAUAUUCUGAUUGCUACCUCGGUCGCUGAUGAGGGCAUUGACAUUGCUGAGUGCAAUCUCGUCAUCCUGUAUGAGUACGUGGGCAACGUCAUCAAGAUGAUCCAAACCAGAGGCAGAGGAAGAGCACGAGAUAGCAAGUGCUUCCUCCUGACCAGCAGCGCUGAUGUGAUUGAAAAAGAAAAGGCAAAUAUGGUCAAGGAAAAAAUAAUGAAUGAAUCUAUUUUAAGACUGCAGACAUGGGAUGAAAUGAAAUUUGCAAAGACAAUUCACCGCAUACAGCUGGAUGAGAAGUUCCUCAGAGACAGUCACCACAAACCACAACCUGUGCCCGACAAAGAGAACAAGAAGCUGCUGUGUGGAAAGUGCAAGACUUUUGCAUGCUACACGGCCGACAUUCGAGUGGUUGAGAAAUCCCACUACACUGUACUUGGAAAUGCUUUUAAGGAGAACUUUGUGUGUAAGCCACACCCUAAACCAAAGAUCUAUGAUAGUUUUGAGAAGAAAGCAAAAAUAUUCUGUGCCAAACAGAACUGCAGCCACGACUGGGGAAUUUUUGUGAGAUACAAGACGUUCGAGAUUCCAGUCAUAAAAAUUGAAAGUUUCGUUGUGGAAGAUAUUGCCAGUGGAGUUCAGAACCGGCACUCGAAGUGGAAGGACUUUCACUUUGAAAGAGUACAGUUUGAUCCCGCAGAGAUGUCCAUAUGACCUCGGGCUCCUCAGUCUCCCGCUACUGGGAGCAACGCCUUAAGUGUGGAAGCGAUGAGUCCACAUUUUCCUACCCAAGCUUGCACAAUCCUUUCCUACCCAAGCUUGCACAAUCCUUUCUUACACAAGCCUGCACUGUGUUGAAUGCCAGAUAACCUGACCUGCUUGUUCUAAGCCAUUUCUGUCCACACAGAGCACACACGCAUGAACUGAAUACUUUGUUCACCAAUAACUCAUAGCACUUGGCAGUGGUGGGGAGGGGUUGAAGAAUUUCCCUUAUACACUUUUUGGAACUGCCUGCCAGGGAAUGCGCAGCCACUCCGUACACCGAGACGCAUGAUGGCUGGCGUGCUGGAAGGUUUCCCACACUGCCCUCUUUGCUUGACCUGCUGUAAGCUGCCUUUUGCCCUCAACAGUCCACUGACUUAGUUCUUUUCCAGGCCACCUACUGACUGCCAGAUCCAGCAGCACUUCUGUCCCUCGCUGACUCCUUUCCUGAUUUGGCCCUGCCACCCUGUCACCCUUUGCAGAUUCUCCUGGUUUCUGUCUCUUCCCAGUCUUUUCCAUUGGUUUCUUUGCUGACACAGAUUUGGUGAUUGCAAGGUUCAAUAUGCACACACAUAUGUAUUAAAAUGACAUAUACUUUUAAAAUGUAAAAGACUAGGGUUGACAGCUACGAUUACGGAGAAGGUAUUUCUGUUCGGUUCAUUUACUAUACACCUUUCUCUCAUCUGUUAUUUUAAUUUUGGCCAUUUCCCCUUCUUGAAUAGACAUCUCAAACUAUCUCUCUGCCUGUAUGCCUAUCUGUAUGUCCGUCCCCCACCUGUUUGAGACAGGCUCUCUCUGUAGACCAGCAACUCGAUAUCUAGACCUUGAACUCACAGAUCCCCUUGCCUCUCCAGUGCUGAAAUUAAAAUCUCUCACCGUGCCAGGCUCUAGAUACUUUCAAUAAAGGCCGAUGUUUAACAUUUGAA